AUGACACCACUGGUAAGCAAGAAGAUGGACCAAUUUCUGGACACACAGAAUCCUCUCAUCCUCUGCAAGAUGCUCCUCAGGAGAACCGGCCCAUCAGCAAUGAAGACCGAGAGAUAUCGCAACAUGCCCUUCCAAGUGGUGAAGAUGACGAAGAUGACAGCGAUAGCGACAGUGAUGAUGAUGACGUGAAAGUGACUAUUGGCAACAUUAAAACGGGAGCACCAUCGUACAUGGGAACUCCUAUGAAUCUAAACUUAAAAACGGGUAGAGGCUAUGGAGCGUCUGCUUCAGCCAAGUUGCAGCCCAAAGGUAUUGACUUGGAUGCUGCAGGGAAUAUAAAUGGGUUGCCUGUUAUCGAAGUGGAUUUAGAUUCGUUUGAAGACAAACCGUGGCGGAAACCAGGUGCUGAUCUUUCUGAUUACUUUAAUUAUGGAUUCAAUGAAGAAACAUGGAAAGCUUAUUGUGAAAAGCAGCGACGGCUUCAGCUUGGACUGGAUCCUGCUCCUCCCAUCAGCACUGAAAAUAAGAUUACAACAGGAAAUGCUGAAAAAGAAGUGGAAAACAACAUCAUCAAAACAGAAUUCAAAACAGACUUCUUGGCGCUGGUGGGAGGACGCAUGAAGGCUGGGCCUCCUCCCAACAGGAAGCUGGGUGGGACCAUUGAUGUGAUCGGUGGCCAGGCAGGCACGAUUAGGAGAGUAGAAGGACGACGACGUGACAAGCACGCCUCCGAGGAAAACCCAAUUCAGGUGCUUGGAGACCAUGGAAGUAAACCACAGCCACCCCAGCAACCCCAGCAGCCGUCCCAGCCCCAGCAGCCACCCCAGCAGCAGCCGUUCGCACCACCAGCAGGCCCACCACCGCCCCCGCUCGCUGGGCCACCUCCACCGCACUUCCUCCACCCUCCUCCUCCAGUGACAUCUGUCCCACCUCCGCUUCAUCCUCCAGGUCUGCCACCACCAGGUCCUAUUCCAGGGUUGUUCCCGCCUCCGCUGGCACCACCACCAGCUCUCCUCAUCCCAACCUUGGACGGCCAGCCAGCCAGCUACAAUAACAGGCAGCCGCCUCCGUUUGGCUACAACUCUGCAGAUUCAGGUUUCAUCAGCUACCCCCCCAUCUCCACGUCCCACACACCCUGGGUGACGACGGUGGACAAGGGCACAAGCAGUUCCAGCAGCAGCCAUUGGGAGUACUCGGGCUCCAGGCGCGAGAGGGAGCGGGAGCGAGAGCGGGAGCGAGAGCGGGAGAGAGACCGCGACCGCACUCCCACCACCAGUGAAUACAACAACGAUGAUGAACGAUACCGCUACUACAGCCGAGAGCGCAGCUACGACUUCGAGCGCGACUACCGCCGGAGUCGAGAUCGCAGCCGGGAGCGAGACGAUCGCCACCGAGAGCGCAGGCACAGGGACAAGGAGGAGAGCAGCAAGCAUAAGUCUUCGAGACGCAAACAACACGAGAGUGAGGAGGGGGAGAGCCACCGGCGCCACAAGCACAAAAAGAACAAGCGCAGCAAAGAGGAGAAGGAGGCCAGCGAGGACGGCGCGCAGGAGGGAGAGGAGCAGGAUGCCAAGGAGUAA
Mesitornis unicolor (brown roatelo) is the source of this 1580-nucleotide messenger RNA. RefSeq names its product pre-mRNA 3'-end-processing factor FIP1-like. The annotation marks the transcript as partial. Gene Ontology annotation, molecular function: RNA binding. Gene Ontology annotation, cellular component: mRNA cleavage and polyadenylation specificity factor complex. Lineage: Eukaryota; Metazoa; Chordata; Aves; Mesitornithiformes; Mesitornithidae. The transcript is spliced from 15 exons. The record is from RefSeq and is a predicted model, not a curated record.